This is a messenger RNA of Chelonus insularis, 2520 nucleotides long. RefSeq lists its product as uncharacterized. Lineage: Eukaryota; Metazoa; Arthropoda; Insecta; Hymenoptera; Braconidae. The record is from RefSeq and is a predicted model, not a curated record.
AUAGAGGAGAAAUUUUGAUUAGCUAUUGUGAGAAAGUGAAAAAAUAUUAUUAGCAUGUGCUUGUCUGUAAGUUCAGCGUCCUACUGGCCGCAAACGAAAGUAAUUUCACUGGUAAAGAACAGCCUUGUCCUCCUUCUCGUAUCGUUUCUAGGGCUUGAAACCAAGGUAGUCUUUUCAAGUCCGGUUCAAGUUCAACAUCUUAGUCAAGUACCUCUUAAUCGUUGUAAUUCUACAUCUCAUCAACAAUCAAUUACUGAUUUAAUAGAAUGUGUGAUGCACAAUGUAAACUUUAUCAAAAAGAUAGAAAGAAAAGCAAGAGCAACGGAAGAGACUGAAAAUUUAUUUGAAAACCCAGACUAUUACCAACCAUAUCCUUCUGUAAAUUCAGCAGAUUAUCAAAAAUCUCCCAUUUUGGAUGCAAAUGGCAGAUCAAUUUUUAAUCUCAACAUAUUUAACGCAAUGUCAUCAAUAUCUAAAUAUGAUGAUUAUAAAUGUAUUCCGCGGAUUAUUUGUGAAAUGGCAACAGGUGUAAGACCAGAAUUUACCAAAUAUAAACAGAGUUAUUUAAACUCUCCAAUUAAUUCACUUAUCAGCUUUUUGUCUUUCCUUAAUAUUGGAGAGUCUUCAUCUCCAUUACUUUUAUUUGGGAAAUCUGCCUUAAUAGGUUACAGUAAUAAAGGUAAUCCAGAGAUAUGCUACCAUCAAUAUCCAAGAUGUCCACGAAAUCCUAAUGAUCUUGUGAAUUAUCUCAACAACUACAACGGAGGAUUCUUUAGAUUUUUCAACAUUCGUAGUUCGAGAACUGGAGAUUCUAGAAAUGCAAAUAAUGAAGAAUCUUCAACAUCUUUAUUUAACCCAGAAGCCAAUUUAAUAUCCGAUCGUAAAGGAACUGGUGAAUUAAAAUUUGAUACUCCUGGUUCUGAACCAAGAUCUUCUUUUUUCAUCAAUGAGAGGAGUUUGAAUAAUAAAGUUAUAUUUCCGGACGAUUCGAGUCAUGUAGGUGGAUUUAUUCAAUCAGAUUAUACUAAAUUGUAUAAAAUUAAUGAUCAUAACUCACCGAAGCAGCGUUCAUUUUUUCCUCAGGACAGAAAGGAUCCAAAAAUGACAGAAGUGAUGUACGAUUUGAAUCAAUAUGAAGACUCAAAUAAGGAGCCCAUAACUUCAGUAGAUGGCCAAAGUAUGAUGAUAGACAUUGACAGUUCAAAACUACGUCCCGAACAUUUUAAAAGUACUCCGAAGAAAAGUCUUAUAAAUGAUGACGUGCUUCAGCCAAUUGAUUUAGAGGGUUUGAAUGUGAUUAAUUUGAUCGAGCUUUAUGCUGAAGAUGAAACUCAAUUGGAACAAAUCUUUCACCCUUGUGAUAUGAUUUGUCAUGAUUCGAGAGGUACAUCUGUUCAAUUCAGUCAAGUUCUUAACUACGGCAGUCUAUCUACUUUUAUGACACCUGAACGACCGAUUUUGGAUUUAUCUCAGCCUCUUUCUUGUCAAGUUCUAUGCCACAAUGAACGUGGAGAAGAAAGGAGGAUUUUUACUACACUAAGCCAAACCCUUCGAGCCAGUUUAGAUCGUAAAAAGAGUCAAGAGUAUAGUUCAGCAAAUGAAUCGCUUCGAGUGAAAGUAAUAAAACCACGUUUUGUUGGAGAUUCAAUUGUGGAUGAAAAAACAAUAACUCCUCCUGUUACUUUGUCUGAUCCGAAUUCGGUGUUAUUGUCAGAGAUGUCCCCUAUGCAACUGACAGGUGGACAAGCUGGUGUUCUUUCAAAUUUACAACCAUGGGGACAAAGAUCAUCUCUGUUUGGAGGUCAACAAGGAGGCAUUAUACCUCCAAUGGGUGGUCAGUUUUUAGUUGAUGACACUCCAAUAGGUGAUAAUCCUUUGGCGAUUGUAACAAACGCAUCAACUGAUGGAGUACAAUCAUAUGGUGGUAGCUAUGGUGGUGGAACUUCAGCAUUACCAGCAUCUUUUACGAUGUGUGGUAGUUAUCUUUACAUAGUACCUUUGAAUGCAAUAGCCACUCCAGUUUGUACAGUUCCUGUUAACUCUCCAAUGAUGAAUCAGAAACCUAUGCUAUCAAUUCCAAAAAAUCCUUAUGGAAAUUAUACUAAUUUUUUUAACGUAUUAUCAACAAAUACUAAUGAAUUUCCUGAAAGUAAGAAUAAUUUUUUGCCACCAUCAGUGGAGUUAAAUAAAAAAAAAAUCUUUUUUCCUCCUCCACAUCAACAAGUGAUUCCACCUAAAUAUGAAGAUAUUUCCAGUGCACCAAAUGUACCACCAGACGUAGCUGCUCUAAACCCUGGGGAUUAUCCACAGGGUUCUUGUCUCGAGGGUGAAUCUUGGAAUGUGGAUGAUAAUCAAUGUGUUCCAAUUAAAAGCCACGAAGAUUCAGAUUAUGAGUAUUCUAAUCCACGUGCAAAACAGACAUCUAUGAAAGAACCUUUCAACAAAGCUGAUUUAUCUCCUCAAAGAAUACUUAUACAGACUCCUACUGCUGAUAUAAAUAUUCAAAGUAAUUAAAAAAUU